UAGGUAUUCUUUUGCUUCGAGCCUCGCGCGCAAAUUUCUUCUGUCAAAAUUGUUUAUUGUGAGGUUACAUUUUUCACGGAACUUAUGUAGAGAAUUUAAAAUAUAUUUUUUGGAAUAAAUAUGAUUAGCAUGUUUACUUAUCAAAUGUCACAGAAAUGAGUUACAACUGCGAUUUGUAAACAACCAACUAGUUUUUGUGUUAGUGUCAAAAAGUACGCGAAUAUUUUGUGAUCAAGAUUUUUGCAUAAUGUUAUCGCAUGAUGUAUGAAGAUGGUGACAUUACUUGUACUCCAAAACGAUAUGUUCUCUCCGAGGUCACCAAUUCGUCAAGCUAUGUGUCGCCUACUGCCAACCUGAAGCUGCUGACUAAUGUCGCGUUGCAGUAUCCCACGCCGCCACCCAGUACAGUUCACAGGAAGGAAAAAUCACUUCAAAUACUCUGUGACAGGUUCCUUCAACUGUAUCCUUUGCAUGGAAAUGGCUCUGUGGAAAUACAACUGGACAGCACUGCAACCCGAUUAGGUGUGGAAAAGCGUAGGAUGUACGACAUAAUAAACAUAUUGGAAGCAAUGCAGUGUGCAGUACACAAGAGGAAGAACACAUACCUAUGGCAUGGUGGCUCUCGAUUAAAUUCAUUUCUGAAGAUGCUGAAAAAGCAAGGAGAGCACAUGAGGUUGUCUGAGGCACUACGAGGAGGGGCCCCAAAGCCACUCACACCUAAACACAAGACAUUGGGCAUUCUCGCUCAGAGAUUCCUCAUGUUGUUCCUAGUGGAACCACCUGACACCCUAAUAAAUUUAGAAAUGGCUGUGAGAGUACUCAUUGACACAUCAACUAAAAACAAAACAGCUCUCUCCCCUGAUCAACAGGAUCGCCAACACAAGUCUAAAGUGAGGCGUCUUUAUGAUAUUGCUAAUGUAUUUAUUUCCAUUGGUCUCAUAGAAAAAGUAUCUGGUAAUUUAAUAUUGAAGAAACCUGUUUUUAAAUAUGUUGGGCCAUACACAAUGAAAAUUAAUAAGGUGCCUUCGAUUCCAUCCCCUAUCACCCCACUGUCCACCACAGACAGCCAGCAGAGGACACCCACAUUUCAUGUGUUUGCGGGCAAGUCAAAAAGGAAGCUGGAAUUCACAACUCCAGUUUCCACCAAAGAACUGAAACUUGGAAUCACAACCCCACCAACCACUCCAUCACACAAAUGGGAUGAGAUCCUUCUUGUGGCUGAUAUGGAACUGACUAGAAUUAACAAAGGAGUUGUGUUGUGACUAUUUAAUGUAAUAUAUCAAAUAAUAUUUUUGCAUAAGUGAAUUUGCCAACAGUUUAGUCUUCCAGGGGAGGUAUGUUAAUUUCUCUUAAACCAUGGUUUAAAGUCAAGUUAUAUAAACUGCUUUUUGUAAGACAGUAUAAAGUUUAGAAUUUAACAUGUUCCUAUAUUAUAAUUUUAUCCAAUUGUUUGUAUUAUAUAGCUGAGAUUUAUAUGUUGCAGGCCGUGCAAUCACUAUAUACUUGUAUAUUGAUGAGAAAAUUUGUGUUUUUCAUGUUAUAAAUGAUUAUGUAAAGGUGUAUUUUACUUAAAUAGUUUGUUGUGACAUUGGCAUUAUUUAUCUUGAUUUAUCGAAAAAUGGAUUUUUUGCAUGUUAGUAAAGACAACACAUUUUAAAUGAACAUAUUGUUGUCUUUACUUCCAUUGCUUUUAUUAAGUAAUUACUAAAAGUACGAGAGUUUAGACUGGUGUUUCAUUAUAUUUCACUUUAUUUAUAAAUUAGAAUAUAUUUUGCCCCUGGGAGCCCUGGGACUGAUAUAAACAUGCAAUACUUGCAUCUUAGUACACAUUUGAUGUUAUUUUUAAUAAUGUUUAUGAGUUAUGUUUUAACAAAAUGUGUAAUGAACUGAAUUAUAGCAGUGUUUCUUUGCAGUUGACACUUGCACUUUUAGUAUAAAAUGCUUUUUUAUUUCUACCUGUUUUAGACAUACCAAUAUUAAACUAAAUGAAAUUAUUUA
This is a messenger RNA of Manduca sexta (tobacco hornworm), 1998 nucleotides long. Its product is annotated as transcription factor E2F7. The transcript has 3 exons. The coding region runs from base 258 to 1262 and encodes 334 amino acids. Gene Ontology annotation, biological process: regulation of transcription by RNA polymerase II. Gene Ontology annotation, cellular component: RNA polymerase II transcription regulator complex. Gene Ontology annotation, molecular function: DNA-binding transcription factor activity, RNA polymerase II-specific; RNA polymerase II cis-regulatory region sequence-specific DNA binding. NCBI's taxonomy places the organism in Eukaryota, Metazoa, Arthropoda, Insecta, Lepidoptera, Sphingidae. The record is from RefSeq and is a predicted model, not a curated record.